AAGAUGGUGCUCUUGCUAUAUUUUAUCAAAGCAGCUUGAAAAACUGGGUGGCAAUUAUACAUUUCUUGAAAAUAGAAAUGAAGUUGUGGACAGUGGUGCAAUAUAUGCAAGAGCCCAAUCUGUUGUUAAGCUUAGCGGAAUCGGAACAUUUGAAAAUAACUCAGCAAAUAAUGGAGGUGCAAUUUUCCUUGAGGAACAAUCUCGACUUGAACUCUACAAUGAAACUAAUCUACACUUUGUAAGCAACACUGCCGUAAACGGAGGUGCCAUUUUCAUUGGAACAUCUGUCAAUCAGAUUCAGUGUGUUGAUCCGAACAUGUGUUUGUUUGGUCCUAUCAACCCUGGAAGUCUUAACGUAUCUCUCACAUUUCAACACAACACAGCAUACCUUGGGGGCAGUGUCAUACAUGUCAACUUUGAUAUUAUAGAUAACUCAGAGAUUACGUAUCCAGCUUUGGAGGACUUGGAAGAAACACUCAACGUGCAGCCAGGAAAUUCAGUACCUGCAUUUGCAUCUGAUAACUAUUGGUUCUGUUUUUGUGAAAACGAUUCAAGAAAAAGUUGUACAAGAAAUCUAAUGCAUGUAUCAGCAAGCAAGGGAAAGCCAUUUUCUGUGAUGGUGAGGACGCUCACAUUUUAUGGAGACAAUAUGUCAGAACCAGUUCGAUUAAGGAAUUUGCGGUCUACAUUGGAAUCGAUUGACGCUGAUGACAAUACGUCUUUUCUACCUACUGACGGGAAGCUUCAAAGUGUGAGUCCUGAAAAAUGCAUGACUGUCAGUUUUACUGUGAAAUCCAAGGCAGACACAAAAGUCCUUAAAUUGAAUGUGGGCGAGUCCAACGACAAAACACUUUAUGUAAAAGUACAUUUCAACGAGUUGUGUCCAGAGGGUUUUCCACUUGGCGUAAAUAAUGCCAGCUGUGUCUGUGACAAGCAAAUCAGUAACUUUCUACAAAGCUGUGAGAUAACGGAUGACAACUUUCAGAAGAAAAUCGAAUUUCAAAACUAUUGGAUGGCACCAGCAAAUCAAUCUAAAUAUCAAGGAGCAAUGAGUUGGUAUUAUAGCUGCCCUAACAGAUACUGUAUUACAGAGGGAAGCUUCACUUUUUCAGACAAUGAUAUUUGUGUUAACAAUAGGUCUGGUGUACUGUGUGGAAGCUGCAAAAUGAACACUAGUUUAAUGCUUGGUGGAGAUGUAUGUGGGGACUGUUCAGAUAAUGCACACUUGGCACUAUUGGUUGUUUUUGUAUUAGCUGGAAUACUAGUGGUUGCUUUAAUCUUCCUAUCGCAAAUGACAGUGGCUUCAGGAACUAUAAAUGGACUCAUAUUCUAUGCCAACAUUUUGAACAGCAAUCGAACUGUGUUCUUCCCAGUGGGAUUCUUCCGUGGCUAUACAAUCUUCAUAUCAUGGCUGAACCUUGAUUUCGGAAUCGAAACAUGUUUCUACGACGGCAUGAAUCAGAUUGCAUACAGUGGACUAUUAUUUGUAUUCCCAGUCUAUAUCUGGAUACUAGCAGGCCUGAUUGUUGUUCUAUGCCGAUACUCGGCACGGGUAUCGAAGUUUUUCAGUGCCAGCGACCCUGUAGCUGUUCUUGCUACCAUAAUCUUGUUGUCUUUCAACUCACUAGCCCAAAAUAUCCUCACCCUUUUCUACUAUUCACCCAUCAAACACCCUGGUAACACGAGAACAGUAGUUUGGAGAUUCGACGGAAGUGUUGAUUUUGCCUCUGGGCGUCAUUUGACUCUUAUCAUAAUCGCAUCAGUGUUUCUCCUAUUGCUACUGGCAUACACACUUGUACUUUUUUUGGCCCAACUUUUGCAGAAAAGUGAAUUCAUCUCGAAAAUCCUUCAACGAUUGAGACUCCAGCCUUUCAUACACGCAUACUUGAUCCCUUUCAAACCCAACUAUCGCUACUGGGCAGGACUUAGUCUAUUGAUGAGAGUCAUGCUACUAACCAUAUUUGCAUUCGGAUCCGGAGAUAAUCCGCAUACAAAUCUUCUUGCUAUCAUUUCCAUCUGUAUUGUUGCUAUAACUAUGUUUAAGGUGACUGGAGGAAUAUAUGACAAGAGUUGGAUUGACACACUGGAGAUGUCCUUCUUGGUGAACCUAGGUGUGCUUGCAGCAGCUACCUCAUAUUCUCUGAUUUCUUCAAUCAAUGAUCAUAGAGCAAUUGCCACAUACUUAUCGAUUUCGAUAGCACUGCUAACCUUUAUCGGGAUUAUAGUUGUGCAUGUUUACUGGCGACUCAAGAAGCUACCAAUGGUGAAGGAGAGGAUGGAAGCUUUUGCUAAAAAAAUACGAGGAAUAAAAUUAAUCAAGAGCCGAAAACGAAUUAUAAAUGAGCCGGUUGAAUUGGAGGCUAACAAAGUCACACAGAGCGUGGCUGAGCUGACACCUGUAACUGAUCUGAGGGAGCCAUUGCUGGAAAGCCAAAUACAUUGAAUUCGAUUGUCCCUAUAAGAAUAUAAAGCUGUAUGUCCAUUUUGUUCCUUAUAUAACAUUGUUAGUACCAUCAUAGAUACUGUACCAUGUACCACAUGCAUUUUGUUUUGAUGUAAUUUGUAAUUCAGUCUUACUGAGUAGAUACUAUUCUAGCUGUAUCUCGAUCGUAAGGUUUAGACUUUUGUUGUAUCAUUUUAGACGAAGCAUCAAUUUUGUUUCUACAUCUUCAACUGCAUGUUAUUAAUUUUUUGACAUUCAUUUCUCCAGCUAAAAUGAAUAAACUUAGCAGUGACAUUCUUCUCACCAUAUAUAUAAAUAUCAUUAGAAAUUAC
This is a messenger RNA of Halichondria panicea, 2775 nucleotides long. RefSeq lists its product as uncharacterized. Lineage: Eukaryota; Metazoa; Porifera; Demospongiae; Suberitida; Halichondriidae. The record is from RefSeq and is a predicted model, not a curated record. The transcript has a single exon. Bases 317 to 2443 code for a protein of 708 amino acids.